AUGGGUAGACGUGCCAAGAAUAAACAAGCUCCACCACAACCUUUGGAGGACUUCCAAAAUGAAAGAAAGAAGAAGGAAGAGAAGAAGUUAAAAAGACAAAGAUCAGACUCUGUGAGUGAAGAGAAACCAAGUAACAAGAAAAAGACUAGUAAGAAAGAUAAAAUAAAGGAACCAAAAGAAGAUAAGAAGUCCAAGAAAUCAAAAUCUACUAAAGUAAAGAAAGCCAAGGAGGAUGUGAAAGAGGAUAACUUACCAGAAGUUGAUUUGGAAGCCCUUGCGUCUGCUAAGAAGUCUUUAUUCGAUGACGAAUCUGACUUGGACAAUGAAAUCGAUGAGUACAAUGAAGAUGAUCUUAAUAAUGAAUUCAACGUUGCCAGUGAUGAAGACAGUGACGUUGAAGAUGUUGAAGUUGAAGAACAAAAAGCAACAUUGUUCAGUGAUGAAGAAAACGACGAAGAUAUUGAAAACUUGAAAGAGUUGAAUGAAUUGAGUACACAAAAAGCGCUCUCAAUGUCAGGUAAACCCGGUGCUGAUAGUGAUGACAGUGAUGAAAGCGAAGAUGAUGAUGAGAGUGACUUCGAGUCUGCCGAAGAGGAAGUGGUAGAAGAAAAUCCAAGAGCCAAAGUUUUGCCAACUGAAGAAGAAAAAGCCAAAGAAAUCAUGGAAGGAGGUGGUAAGCCUGAUGUUACCAUUCUUCGUACAAGAAUGAUUGAACUCACCAAGGUUUUGGAAGAUUUCGGUAAUUUGGCCGAAGAAGGAAGAUCGAGACAAGAAUAUGUGGACCAAUUAUUGGAAGAUAUUUGUAAUUAUUUCGGAUACUCGCCUAUGUUAGCUGAAAAGAUGUUCAAUUUGUUCAGUGUCAGUGAAGCUAUGGAAUUUUUUGAAGCCAACGAAAUUUCAAGACCAAUUACCAUCCGUACCAAUACCCUUAAAACCAGUCGUCGUGACUUGGCUCAAGCAUUGGUCAACAAAGGUGUCAAUUUACAGCCUAUUGGUAAAUGGACCAAGGUUGGUUUGCAAGUUUUUGACUCUCAAGUGCCAAUUGGGGCUACUCCAGAAUAUUUAUCCGGUCAAUAUAUCUUACAAGCCGCUUCGUCUUUCUUGCCAGUCAUGGCCCUCGGUCCUCAAGAAAAUGAACGUGUCUUGGAUAUGGCUGCCGCUCCAGGUGGUAAGACUACUUACAUUUCCGCAAUGAUGAAGAAUACCGGUUGUGUUUUUGCCAAUGAUGCCAAUAAGGCCAGAACCAAGUCUUUAAUUGCUAAUAUCCACCGUUUGGGAUGCAAGAAUACCAUUGUUUGUAAUUACGAUGCUAGAGAAUUUCCAAAAGUGAUGGGUGGUUUCGACAGAGUGCUAUUAGAUGCACCAUGCUCAGGUACAGGGGUCGUUGCUAAAGAUGAAUCUGUGAAAACAUCCAGAACUGAAAAGGAUUUCAUUCAAAUUCCACAUUUGCAAAAACAGCUACUUUUAUCCGCCAUUGAUUCCGUAAAUGCCAACUCAGAAACCGGUGGGGUCAUUGUUUAUUCUACCUGUUCUGUUGCUGUUGAAGAAAACGAAGCGGUUGUGGACUACGCAUUGCGUAAGAGACCAAAUGUGAAAUUGGUCGACACCGGCUUGGCCAUUGGUAAAGAAGGGUUCACCAGUUUCAGAGGAAAACAUUUCAAUCCAAAGGUGAAAUUGACCAGAAGAUUCUACCCACAUGUUUAUAACGUCGAUGGUUUCUACGUUGCCAAAUUCCAAAAGAUUGCUACUAGUGUUCACGAUGACAACAAGGCCAGUGCUGCUGAAAAGGAAGCUUUGGCUAGAGCCGACGAAGAAGAAGAAAGUCUUAUCAAGGGAGAUUUCGCCUCAUUUGAAGCUGAAGAAGAUCAAGGGUUCAUUGAAAAGAACAAAAAGGUUCAGCUGGACAAGAGAGCAAGAAAGAUCAGACCGAAGAAAUAG
Saccharomycopsis crataegensis is the source of this 1938-nucleotide messenger RNA. It is a transcript of the gene NOP2, whose product is annotated as rRNA (cytosine-C5-)-methyltransferase NOP2. The coding region runs from base 1 to 1938 and encodes 645 amino acids. Gene Ontology annotation, biological process: maturation of LSU-rRNA; rRNA base methylation. Gene Ontology annotation, molecular function: rRNA (cytosine-C5-)-methyltransferase activity; RNA binding. The record is from RefSeq and is a predicted model, not a curated record. Gene Ontology annotation, cellular component: nucleolus. Lineage: Eukaryota; Fungi; Ascomycota; Saccharomycetes; Ascoideales; Saccharomycopsidaceae. The transcript has a single exon.